Messenger RNA from Fusarium sp. VM40, 813 nucleotides. Lineage: Eukaryota; Fungi; Ascomycota; Sordariomycetes; Hypocreales; Nectriaceae. The record is from the annotation of a GenBank genome assembly.
AUGGGACUCGAUGCCCUGAGUAAGCUCGCUUCAGCCGGUGAGGCUGUCUACCAGAACCUCUCCAAAAAAUGGGAAGAUAGAAAGAGGCGGCAAGCUGAAGAAGAAUGGCUUACGAAAUUCGCUGAGGAGAUCAGACAGCGAAAUGAAUUUCUGGCGCUCGUGACGAGCAAGCUCACAGGCAACUCGGCGCUUGACAUGGCGCCUCUGCAGUGCAACCCGCGUGAAACUCAAAAAGCUGUUUUUCUCGUCACCACACCCAUCGCUUUUGGGGUGCUUGAGGUUUCGCAGCAUAGCUAUAAGCUCUUGGCCAGACACGUAGGGAUGAGCUUGAACAGUGUCAGUCAUUGGGCUGUGUGCGUCAUCGAUAGAGGGCUCGGCAAAUGCUAUUGCUAUGAUCUUAUGAGCGACCGGCUGGAGUUGACGAUGUUGGGGAAGAAUUACUUCCGUGUGGCGGUUAUCACGCCUGAAUUUGUCGAUACCUGGAGUUCGUGUUAUUAUAUCGGUGAAACAACGAAGACGCAUGACGAGAUACAGGAAAUAGGCCAUCGCCACACCGGACUGAAUCCUCGAUAUAGACUGCUAUCUAACAAUUGCCAGCAUCUGGUAGACAGCCUUGUGAAAGAACUAUGCAACGGCAAGGUAAUCAGCCAAGCCAAGCUUGACGAGGAAUUAUCUCUGGUCUCGCCAAAGCUUGCACGCGAUUUGAUCGUUGGGCGGAUACGAUCGAAAAUGGAUGUUGGUGGGGAGAGUGAGGAUAGUCCUUCGAUUAAGGAACAUUUAGAGACGAUUAAGAGUCAUUGGACUGACAAGUAG